AAGAUUGGGGCGUGGCCUGGGCAGGGGGGCGUGGUUUGGGGGCGUGGCCAACGCGGCUGCCCGGCGGCGCUGCCGGCGCGGAGGUGCAGUUGUUGCCCCGUUCGCGACAGGUGUGCGUGUCGGAGCGCCUCCCGCCGCCGCAGGUGUUUGUGGUGAUAAGAUGGAGCCCUCCCCGUUUAAUAGAAGACAAUGGACUUCACAGUCUUUGAAAAUCACUGCAAAAGAGCUUUCUCUUGUCAACAAGAACAAGUCAUCGGCUCUUGUGGAGAGGUUCUCCAGGUAUCAGAAAGCAGCUGAAGAGGCCACGGCUGAGAAAAAAAGAAGUAGCACAGAAAAUCUUCCCCCUCAUUUUACAAGGGGGAAUCUGAGCGUACUAAAGAAGAAGUGGGAGAAUCCAGUGCCGGGAACGGAGUCUCGGAAGGAAACGCUACGAAGCAGCGGUACUGAGGUUAGGCACAGGGUCGCAAGCCCCGAGCUGGGAGUUGGAAGCAGCCUUGCUUUUUCCUCAGACACAGAGCAGAACCCGGCAGCCGGCGCAGCAUCUCACGCCCAGGCCUCUUCUGGCACCCCUGGCCAGCUGCAGGGUCCCGGUGUUGACAGCAGAAAAUCAAAAAGCCACUCACCGGAGAGUGGUAAAAUGGAAAACUAUCUGAGAGAGCCCAGAGAAGUGGAAAAGCCUGAAGCCAGUGAAAACACAGAGUCCUCAGGGAAGAUAGAGAAGUACAGCGUUCCGCUGAACAAGUUAAAGAUGAUGUUUGAAAAGGGUGAAGCAGCUCAGCCCAAGGUUGCUAGAGACCAGAGGAAGACAGCAAUUGGUAGGAGGAUUUCUGAAAACAGCUUCUCUUCAGAGGACCUUGAUGUUGGCCAAGGAGAGAAGAGUCACAGUACAUCAGAUACAAGUCCAGCACUCAGCCCAGAUAAGGUAGAGACCAAGAAAAGCGUAGAGAUGCCUCGCCUAACAGAGACUUCAAUAAAGGAUAGGUUGGCAAAGUAUCAGGCAGCCGUGUCCAAGCAGGGCAGUUCCACAGGCCUCGUUACUGCGAAUGAGAUUCAAGCCAGUGAAAGUGAACUCAAGAAUUACAAAUCUGAGCAGAAGGAGAAUAAACCACCAAGUUUUGAGGACUCCAUUUCCUAUCAGGAUGGGGAGAAGGUGUCUGUAGGUGAGAACAGCCUGUCUUUCCACUCCAGCCUUUCAGAGGAUGGCACUGUUGGACAAAACCUGGAGACCGAGACAGAAAUUCAGAAACCCGUCAGCACAAAACAGCAAAACUUUGGUUCCAAAUCACUUGGCCAGACAGAUGCAUCUCUGCCAAAAACAGUGAAGAAGUUUCAGUUGCCAGCAAAGGAAACCUGUGUUGGGUGUCAGAAGACGGUGUACCCAAUGGAAAGGCUCCUUGCCAACCAGCAGGUGUUCCACAUCAGCUGUUUCCGCUGUUCCUAUUGCAACAGUAAACUCAGCCUUGGGACAUAUGCGUCUCUGCGUGGGAAUAUUUACUGCAAGCCUCACUUCAAUCAGCUCUUCAAAGCUAAAGGUAAUUACGAUGAAGGCUUUGGACACAAACAGCAUAAGGAAUUGUGGUCAAGCAAAACUGAAUGUGAGGAGUCCCCGGAGAAAACUCUUCAUGGUGUAAAUGCAACAGAGAGCCCUCAAAACCCAGGAGUAGAAGAUGCCCCAAUUGCAAAAGUAGGAGUUCUGGCAGCAACUAUGGAAGCAAAAGCUUCAGCUUUGCCUGAAAGAGAAGAGAAACCAGCGGAAACAAAGAAGCUCAGGAUUGCCUGGCCACCUCCAUCUGACCAAAGUAUUCAAGGAAGCACUGUGGAUGAGGGGAUCAAAGUAUUAAAACCCAAAUGGCCCCCAGAAGAAGAGAGUUCCAAGCCAGAUGUGUUGGAGGAUGUGGAUCUGGAUCUCAAAAAGUUAAGAAGAUCUUCCUCGCUGAAGGAGAGAAGUCGUCCCUUUACGGUGGCAGCCUCGUUUAGAACAGUAUCUGUUAAAGGCCAUAAAACAGACAAUUCAUCCUCUCCUUCUAAGGCAGAGAGAGACAUGUUGAAAAGAAGUGAGGAACUGGAGAGAGAGGUUGUGGUAGACAGAAAGCAGAAGGAAAAGAAGGUUGAGAAUAGGAACAUCCAGAAUACUGAGGAGAAAAACGUAGAGGAAGAGAGGGAAUUGCCUGGUAUGAAAACAGCAGAGCAUAACUUUGUAGAAAAUGGCCAGGAGAAUGCAGAGACAGAUGAGGAAGAAAACACUGUGGAAGAGCAGCGAACCCCAAAUGAAGAAUUCCUUGAACCAAAUUCUCCUAAACAUUCCAGCUUAUCCAAUGUAACUGCAAAGGAAUCAUCUCCUGACCAGAAUCGCAAAUCCCAAGAUGUUGGUUUCUGGGAGGGUGAAGAUAUGGAAGAUCUAUCUGUGGAAGAACAGAUCAAAAGGAACCGUUACUAUGAAGAUGAUGAUGAAGAAGAAUAAAUAGGCCUUUUAUAAUAAAACUUGCUUCAAGGUGCUGGGCCUUUUUAAAUUGGUGUUUUUAGCUUUAACAAACAGCUGUCCUGUAUGAAAGCGAUGCUAUACUGCACAUCAACAUUAAGGGAAUCAUAUGUACAAAUUAUCUCAGCCAGGAAAGUACUGCGGAAGCCUGAAAGAGAGUGGGUGCACAGAAAUGAGGAUCUGUGGCUGUGGGAUGCCUUCAACGGGUAACCUCUGUCUGCAGGAUGAGAACAGAGCUCCUCUGUACUCCUAUUGUCUUACCUUUUUGGAACUCUAGGACCUGUUUCACUAACUCACAGAAUUCCCCUGUGCUCGGUGGUGGUAAGGAACAGGCUUUCUGUAAUACACUACUUUUACCACUACAAAUGCUACUGCAGUGCGUAGGGACCAGUUUCAAAGGGACUUUCUGACCUGCUUUAAAAUGAUAAAUAAAUGCACUUUAAUACAUGUUAAGGGCACACUUUUUUUUUUUAAUUAUUAUAAUAAAAACACUUUUUGAGCUUGGAGUCCCAACAACUAAGCAUCCAAAACUGAGCAGAACAUAACUUUCUUUUUUCAAAACUGCCUAUGAUCAAUUGAAGAUUAAUACUCCAUUUUUCUCCGUGCAACUGGAAUAGUGUGCCCACUGCUGGAACAAAUGUAUUUUAGUGCUUAUCCGAACGCUGUGCUGACUGACAGAACUCCUUGAGGACAAGUCAACAUUUUUGCAGGAGCCUGCAGGGCAUGACUUGUGCAUUUUAUAUGCAUUUUGAAUGGUUUCUUGUUUACUUAGAGUUCAUUAUAAUCCAUUUAAAACUGCACAUAACAUUUGUAAGGCCUUUGUAAGACAAUUUUGAAAUCCUACUUGUAUCGAGCUGCCGUAAUGUUUUUCAUUAUGGCUGUGAAAUUCUGCUGCAUUGCGCAUCUUUGGAAUAAAACCCUAUGAACCGGAAAUUUUCUGAUUGCUAGCAUUGAAGCUUAGUACGUUUUUAAACUUGACUGCAUUUAUUUUACAAAUAAUGGAAUCUGAAUGGUGGAAGGAGGAUAUCCCUUUAUAUUAGCUUUUAUUUGUACUGUAGUUACAUGAGAAUUAACUCUAACUAUAUUUGAGGUGUAAAAUAUCCUGCUUUCUUAACAGUCCCGCUAACUUCAAUAAAGUUUGGUCAUUUACAUAAAAAAAA
Molecule: messenger RNA, 3639 nt
Organism: Numida meleagris (helmeted guineafowl)
Lineage: Eukaryota; Metazoa; Chordata; Aves; Galliformes; Numididae
Gene: LIMA1
Product: LIM domain and actin binding 1
Exons: 11
Coding region: 161-2461 (766 amino acids)
Biological process (GO): actin filament bundle assembly
Cellular component (GO): actin cytoskeleton; plasma membrane
Molecular function (GO): actin filament binding
Source: RefSeq, a predicted model, not a curated record